Etheostoma cragini (Arkansas darter) is the source of this 12754-nucleotide messenger RNA. RefSeq names its product spen family transcriptional repressor (gene spen). Gene Ontology annotation, cellular component: nucleus. Bases 319 to 10917 code for a protein of 3532 amino acids. The transcript has 15 exons. The record is from RefSeq and is a predicted model, not a curated record. Gene Ontology annotation, biological process: regulation of transcription by RNA polymerase II. Gene Ontology annotation, molecular function: mRNA binding. Lineage: Eukaryota; Metazoa; Chordata; Actinopteri; Perciformes; Percidae.
CUGCAUCUUUUUUAGGAAGCUACAUGCUUUAUUUCGACACCCAAAGGUCGCAUGGUGUCAGGGACGCGCCUAGUCACGGGAACAGUCCGGAGCGCGUUCAUGAGGUUCAAGAUCGCGCUUUAACAGUGAAGAGUAUCAAACAGCGUGCGGGUAUCCAACCUAAUGGUUUACAUUGGGUCACACAACGACCAGUCAAUGAUUUGCGCCAAGUGUAAUUUUUCUUGUCCGGGGAUUAUCUUGCAAACCUUUUCUAUUUUGCACGGGAAGAAACUGACGUAGCAAACUCAUCUGUAUGAUACGGGAGCAGGAGCACACAGUAUGGUCCGGGAAACCAGACAUUUAUGGGUGGGAAAUUUACCCGAAAAUGUGCGAGAAGAGAAAAUCAUUGAGCACUUCAAGCGAUAUGGACGUGUGGAGAGUGUCAAGGUCUUGCCCAAGCGGGGUUCAGAAGGUGGAGUUGCAGCCUUUGUGGAUUUUGUGGACAUUAAAAGUGCUCAGAAGGCUCAUAAUGCUAUCAACAAGAUGGGGGACAGGGACCUGCGCACUGAUUACAAUGAACCAGGCACAAUUCCUAGUGCCGCAAGGGGGCUGGACGAUAGCCUGACCUUAGGCACUCGUGGCCGGGAUGUAUCAGGGUUCACAAGGGCGGCAGGGGGGACUGUGUAUGGGCCCCCCACGUCGCUCCACAGCAGAGAUGGACGCUAUGAACGCAGACUAGACGGAACGGCUGAAAGUCGGGAUCGGGCGUAUGAUCACAGUGCCUAUGGACAUCACGAGCGCCCUGGUAGCAGUUUUGAACGCCAGCGGCACUAUGAAACAGACUAUUAUCGUGAUGCAAGAGAGAGGACUCUUAGCACAGCUGGGAGCGGGUCUGGUACCUCCACUGGAAGCGGUACAACUGUAUCGUCAGGAGUCAGUGGAACUAUCGUUAGUGCUGUUGCUGGCAACACGGGAGCAGGUGGAUCAGCAGGGGUUACGACGGGAGGAAGCGGAGGAUCUACAUCCAGCGGGGUUGGCUUCUACCGUUCACACAGCAGGAGCCCUUGUCGCUUUGAGACGGCAGAGCCUCGCUAUGAGUCUCGUGCCAGGGAACCCUUUACUUUGGCUAGUGUGGUUCACAGGGACCUUUACAGGGAGGACAGGGGUCGGCGCGGGGAGCGGUCGUACCGCCAUAGUCGUAGCCGGUCACCCCACUCAACACAUUCGCGAAAUGCCUCUCCUCAACGACUGGCGAGUCAGGCUACCCGCCCUCCACGCUCCCACAGUGGGUCAGGCUCCCACAGUCGCUCCUCCAGUUCAGACUCAGUCAGUAGUACCAGCAGCAGUACGAGUGGCAGUGAUUCUAGCAGUAGUUCAAGUGAUGACUCCCCAGCACGUUCAGUGCAGUCUGCUGCUGUUCCUGCACCCUCAGCACUUCCUUUAUCCUCCCUUGAAAAGGAUGAACCACGUAAAAGCUUUGGCAUCAAGGUCCAAAAUCUUCCUGUGCGCUCUACAGAUACGAGCCUGAAGGAUGGUUUGUUCCAUGAAUUUAAGAAACAUGGAAAGGUCACAUCUGUACAAAUCCAUGGCGCUUCAGAGGAGCGCUACGGGCUUGUCUUUUUUCGCCAGCAAGAGGACCAAGAAAAAGCACUUGGAGCAUCAAAGGGAAAGCUUUUUUUCGGCAUGCAAAUCGAAGUCACAGCCUGGAAUGGCCCUGAGACAGAAAGUGAAAACGAAUUUCGGCCCUUGGAUGAGAGGAUAGACGAGUUUCAUCCAAAGGCCACACGGACAUUAUUCAUCGGGAACCUGGAGAAGACUACCACCUACCAUGACCUGCUUAACAUCUUUCAACGCUUUGGAGAAAUAGUGGAUAUUGACAUUAAGAAGGUGAAUGGAGCCCCACAGUAUGCCUUUUUACAAUACUGUGACAUUGCCAGUGUCUGUAAGGCCAUAAAGAAGAUGGAUGGGGAGUACCUUGGGAACAAUAGACUCAAGCUGGGCUUUGGAAAGAGUAUGCCAACGACGUGUGUUUGGUUGGAUGGAUUGGCGUCAAACACAACUGAGCAGUUUCUUACUCGUCAUUUCUGCCGCUAUGGACAUGUUGUCAAGGUUGUAUUUGACAGAAUGAAAGGAAUGGCUCUUAUUCUGUAUAACAACAUUGAAUAUGCACAAGCUGCUGUCAAAGACACAAAGGGGUGGAAGAUAGGGGGCAGCAAAAUUAAGGUGGAUUUUGCCAAUCAGGAAAGCCAGAUGGCUUUCUAUCGUUCAAUGCAGGCAUCUGGCCAGGAUAUUCGAGACUUUUAUGACAUUCUCUCUGAAAGAAGGGAUGAUCGACGAACUCAAUAUGAAUUUCAAGCAGAAAGACAAUAUUAUGAAAAUGUACGAACGCCAGGAACAUAUACUGAAGAUCCACGUCGCAAAUACCCUGCCAGAAAUCGGGAGUUUUACACUGAAUGGGACCCAUAUCAGGGAGAUUACUAUGAUCCACAAUACUUUGAAGACCCCCGGGAAUUUCGAGAAUACAGAGCUGACCCUUAUGAGCAGGACAUUCGCAAAUACAGCUAUUUGCAACGGGAACGUGAAAGAGAAAGGGAGCGCUUUGAAACAGAUCGUGGACGUGAUCAUGGGAGGAGGACCAUUGAGCAUAGCCAAAGCCCAUCUCACAUUGCCUCUCGUCAUCCUGCCAGCCCUACUGCAUCUCCUUCACUCUCCGAGAGGAUACCGAGUGAUUCAGAUCGGCGUAUUUGUUGCCAAUCUUCUGAAAGAAGUGGUAGCUGCAGUUCAAUCUCACCACCCAGAUUUGAAAAACUUGAAAAAGCACGCACUGAAAGAUAUAAUAAAACUGAAAAACUUGAGAAGGAUCGAGUCAUUGAAGUUGAAAGAGGGAAUUUGGUUGAAAAAGAGAAGCGGGCCGGGCGUAAAGAUCGAGGGGAAAAGGAUAAAAGUGAGAAACAGAGGCUUAAAAAGCUAAAAGUGACAUCACCUAUUAUCCAAGCAUGUGAGACAGAACCUGAACUUGAUCGAGAUGUAAGCCCUGAGUCCGUCCUUCGAAGUAAAAACAAUAAAAUUCCAAAGGAAGGCUUGAGCAAAGGAAGGUUAGAUCUUCUGCCUUGCGUUGUGCAAUUGACACGCGUCAAAGAAGGAAAAUUGAUUGGUCAAUCUGUCCAAGAAAAACAAAUACCAAGGGGUGGGAGUGACAGUCCUAGAUUGGUAUCACCUUCAGCUGACCAGAGGAGUCCUCCCUUCCGCCCUGAACCAUCGAAAAGUGAUAUCUCUAAGCAUGGAAAGGUGCCUAGACACAAAAAUAUGCACAGUUGUGUGGAGGUUAUUGACAAGGAUGCUAAAAUAAAAUCCAAAAAACAUGGAAAAUCUGAAAUGGGAUUUGACAGUUGUAUUUCUGUGGAUAUCGAUCGUUUGGCUGCAAGGAAAAGGCGUUUCGAAGACUCUGUUAGACCUGGACUUCAUAAACUAUGGAACAAUGCUAAUGAGACAGAUUUAGAAAAGAACAUUUUGACAAAAGGGAUGCAUAAAAAGGAGCACCACAAGGAUAAAUGUGUCCGGAUGGUUUCAGUUAGCAGUCCUAAAGAUGGACGAGACUGUGAAAGCAACACUGUAGGCUUUUCUCUGGAGCAGCAAUCACAGUCAGGGAAGCUGCCAGAAGAUUCUACAGAUCAGUUGGUCUCUCCCUACCUUAAAAUUGAUUUGGAGGGACCAAAAAGUGAAAACCGCUCCAGUCUCACAAAAAUGUUAGAUGAUGGCAGCCUUGAUUUGGAUGAAUUAAAAGAACAACAGAAAAAAGUUUUGUCUGAAAACGAACAAGGAAAAGGGAAGUGCAUGGACUCCGAUGACGGAGAUGAACACUUUGUGCACAUUGACCAGAAUGUUUGCGCAAGUCCAAGUCCAUGGCUGCGACCUAAGCUUGGUGAUCCUGAUAAGUUAGUCAAGUUUGAAAACCCAACAAGUAAUGAGACCCAUGACUUUGAAAAAGAUUAUAUAAUAGAUGAUGUUCCGAAACCAAUUCAGGAUAUGGCCAAUGAUGACUUCUCUUCCAAUAAACGGAAGAAAUCAGAAAAUUUUGACUUUGAAAUAGUCAGUGCAAAAAGAGAACGCAACUAUCCAAGUUCCCGAAUGUUGAAUGAAGACAUUUAUCAGAGUAUAACCUCCUCAUUAGGACAUGGUCACUUUGCUGCAAAUGAGGAAGAUGAAACUGCCCAGAUUUCUGUGGCUGUUAUAGACGAAGAAAGAAAAUCUUCAACAACAGACGAGAGAUUUUCACACACUGAGUCAUUGAAAAACUGUUUGGGCCUAACAGCCACACAUUUUCAGUCUUCUGACAGUGAGCUCCCAAAGGUUAAGACAACCUUGCUUGGCUGUGAUGAGGAGUUAUUGCAACGUUGGGAAAGACAGAUAAAGUCUGAUUCACUUAGAAUGGAAAUGACUUUCCCCAGUGAUAUUGCAAAAUGUGAAACCACCCGCAAAUGCCUUGGCCAGGAUUUGGAACCUGGAGAAGUGCAGUCUGAUUCAGAUGAUGAUGGAGAAAGCAAGCACAUCUCUCCCAAGUCCAAUAGUUCCUUGUCUUAUAUCCUCAGGGAACGUGACGAGAGGAUGACAGAGCUGAAGCUUUCAGGCUCCUUGGAAAAGAAUAAGUUUUAUUCUUUUGCUUUAGAUAAAACUAUAACUCCUGAUACUAAAGCACUCCUUGAAAGAGCCAAAACACUGUAUUCCUCUAGAGAGGAUAAUUGGUCCUUUCUCCCAUCACGCUUUCCAACCUCCCACAGCUGUACAGAUAAAGACAAAGUGAAGCUAGCACCUCGACCGAUUCCUUCUUGGUAUAAGAAAAAGAUUCGUACUGACUCUGUUGAAAAGAUGCAUGAUAAAAAGGAGGAACUUAAGCCACAGGACCACGAGCGACAAGACUUGUUUGCCUCUCGCUUCUUGCACAGCUCAAUCUUUGAACAGGAUUCACGGCGUUUGCAGCAUCUUGAACGUAAAGACCAAGAUUUAGAAACUGGAGUUGGCAUGCCUUUUGCUAAACCAGGUACUACUGAGACACAGCCUGAGUCUGGAGUAAAUGACAUGCCACUAGAGCCUAUAGUGCUUUUCCAUAGUCGAUUUUUGGAGCUUCAACAACAAAAGGACAAGGACCAUCUUCCACCUGAUACAGAGAAUGAUUCAAUAGUGGUGGAGAUUAAAAGAGAUGAAGUGCAGCAUUGUGAUAAUGUGUUGUCUGAAAAGGAAUCUGAGCCUGUACUGAAGGUUGACAAACCAACCAGCCCCCCAUUAACCUUGUCAGUUUCACCAUUUGUUCAUUCCCCAAAAGAAAUGUCUUCAUCAGAAAAUAAAGAAUGUUUAGCUCCAUCCUCAGAUCAACCUGUGUCGUCUGUCAAAAGGGAAACCGUAGAGCCAUUUCUUGAGGAAUCUCCAUCUCAUUCUUUCUCUAUGGGAGACUUCAAACCAGUUGCUCCUAAGCUUACCAGAAACCCUCCUUUCGUCCUUUUGGGGCCAGAAAAUGAAAUGGAAACAAAAGAGUUAAUUGAACCCGUAGCAAAAAGUGAAGAAAGUUUGUCAGUGGAACAUAAUCCUCUUGUGGAAGAUAAGCCUCCAACUCCUGGUGCUUCCCUAAGUGUUUUUGAGAGAGAGACUGCAGAAUUCACCUACUCUGAAUAUCCAAAGAUUGAAGAAAAAUCUGAAAUUAAGACAGAACUUAAAAUAGAAAAUCCAGAAACAAAACAUUUUGAAGAACCUCAGAAACCUGAGACAGAUUGUGAGGCAUGUAUGCCAGAGCUAGAAGCUGAAAUAAAACCGUCACCAAACCGCAGACAGCCCAAGAGUAAAAGGGCAAAAUCACUUUCAGUACUACGUACUUCCCAACCUUCCCAAAUUGUUGCCACUGAAAAACCUCCAACACGAAAGAGUGAACGGAUUGACAGAGAGAAACUCAAAAGGGCUUCAUCUCCUCGGGCAGAUGUACCAAAAGCAUCAGUUGAGUACAAAGCCACUUCUAAGUCACCAAUUCAUGCAUCAGAUUCUGAGCAAAACCUUGAGUCAAGUUUGAUCCAUGGUAGAACACGACGCAGGAAUGUAAGAUCAGUCUAUGCCACGCUACAUGAAGACGACCAAGCUGGCAAAGAGGUGGUUGAAUCAUCACGCUCCAUGCGCAAACGUAAUGCUGAUAAAGAACCAUUACAGCAAGAUAUUCCAAUUCCAUCCACCAAUACAAGGCGAGGACGCCCACCUAAAAGAGGCAUCAAACGAGGUGAAGAUGUAUCACCAGUUAAGGGGGAUCAGCAGAAAAUAAUCGAAGAAGACACAGAGGUCAAAGACUCUACUACUGUAGAGGCUGUAAAAUCCUCUGAGGGGUGGCGUUCACCCCGCACACAGAAAGUGCAACAAACACAAUUGACUUUAACUGCUCCUGUUAACAAGAAAGGAGGUAGAAUAGACAAACAAUCUGGGAGCACUACAGUACUAGCUGAACAAGCUGAUCUGGCAAGUCAUGAUGAAUCAGAAUUUAAUCCUAAAGGUGAUUCUGAACUGUUUGUGAAGCUAUCAGAAAAUCUGGAAAAUGCAAGCUCACCAGUGCACAGAAUGGAGAAAGAUUUGAAAGAUUCUGGUGGAAAGAAAUCUACUGUUGGGGAUAUUGAAAAGGUAGACACCAGCUCCACUGAGAGGAGACAACUGCCUGAAAAGAGUGUAAAAAUGAAAACCCCAAGGCUGAAAAGAAAUACCAAGCAAGUCACAGAAGAUAAAUCACACAGCUUAAAAAAUCUUGAGAUCCGUGUAAGCCUUGAUGACGUAAAAGUUAUACUUCGUUCAGAGGACGAUGAGCCGGAGUCAUUUGAAGCUUCCACAUUUACAAAAACCAAGACAAUAGUAAAAGAGAAUGCAGAAACAAAGAUUAUAGGCUUUCCAAAAGAAUCAAAAGAACUUGACGCACAGGAACAGGAAGACAGUCUAUCAGAACCUGAACUUCCUGCUGAUCCAGCGGCUCUCUUAGCACGGCAGAUGGAACUAGAGCAGGCAGUUGAAAAUAUUGCCAAACUUACAGUUGAGCAACCUCCUCGGCCGUACAAGGAACCACCUUCUGAGCAGCCUACAAUAUUACCUCCUGUCAUAGUAGAGCAAGAAGCUGAGGUUGAGGAGGAAAAGCGAGCUAAUCCUGCAAGCGAAACUGAACUUGCAGCUGCCAUUGAUUCUAUUACAGCUGAAGAAACAUGUGCAGACGCAGAUGGUUUCACAGCUCCUCCUACUUACACUGCUCUUGUUCCUACCCCUGAAUCUUUGACAUCCCCCUCCAACGAGAUCAUGGAACCUGAAACACACAUGGUAAUUAACAACAUUCUUGCUGCGGACUCAGAUGAUGGUCCUUUGACACCCAGCCCAAAGGGGCAAAUUGCAGAAACUAAGGUAGCUGAGGAUACCUCUCUUCUUGAGACACCAAAGAAAACAGGCAGAGUUAGAGCCAAACCCCUAAAGAAAUCGAGAAGUCGUAAAGGUGCAGCUAACAAGAAAGGGGAUAUUGCUGCAGAGGUUUCACAACCAGAACCCUCCCCAGUCAAGUUACCGGAGUCCAUCCCAGAAGACCCAGAAACCAUAAAUUCACAAGCAGUUACUGCUACAGCUGGUGCAACUGCAGCAGCUUCUGUGGUCACUGCUGUGGCAACUUGUAGGCGUGACCUUACAAGUGCUAUAUCUGUAGACACACCAAAAGAGGCAGAACAGCCUGAAGUUGAACAACCUGUACCAAAAGAAUCUGCCUUUUAUUCAGGACCAAGCAACAUUUUAAGUAGUAAAAAGAAUCCCCAGGCAGAAAAGCCAUCUACCCCUACUCCCGCCCCUGCCCGCCCACAACCUAUAUCCCAAUUUGGCGUUCCCCUGCUGCGGCCCGCCAAAAUGCCACUUUCACCAGACUGGCCUCCUAGUACUGAAGAAAGUAGAAUUUAUGUUGCUCCUUCAUGCCACGUUACAGUGGUAACACCUCCACCCGCAUCAACUGCACUUGGAACCCCUUCAACAAAUACCCCAAUGCCUCCUGACACGAAGGCCUCGGAUAUUGACCCUAGUUCCAGUACCUUAAGAAAAAUCCUGAUGGAACCUAAAUAUGUUUCUGCAUCAAACAGCAAUUCUAUACCUACUACUAUGGUGACAUCUACAUUGUCAGAUCCUUUGCGGAUGUCAGAGAAUGAAAAUCCCUCUGUCACGGUGGGUUCAAGACAGUUACAUCCCGAAGAGAGACCAUCUUUACCCCCCCAGCCCAUACACCACAAACCCUUCCCACUGACAGAGUCUCAACAGAACUGUGGAGAGAAGAUUCAGCAUACAGUUAUUUCUCCUGCUACCUCAGUAAUAAGUCGAAUUCCAAUGCCUUAUGAUACAGAGGAAACUCCCCGAAUUUCCCUAAGCAACCGAAGCAUUGGCCUGUCUGUUCCCAAGCAAAAAUUUAGAGCCAACUCUAAUGAGAAUAAUCGCUACCAUUGCAUGGAUAUAGUAGAAGAUGGGUCCAGAGGGCGCUCUGUUGUUGAGACCACUCCCUACGGUACAGGCUCCAAUCCUGGCCUAAGGGUCAACACAUCAGAGGGCGUUGUUGUUUUGAGUUAUUCAGGUCAGAAAACUGAAGGACCUCACAGGAUGAGAGCCAAAAUUAGUCAAAUUCCCCAAGCCAGUGCUGGUGAUAUAGAGUUUCAGCAAUCAGUGUCCAAAUCUUCGAUAAAGCAAGACCCACUCAUCACAUCAUCCCUGUCGCCUACCCCAAAACUAGCCCCAACCCCUACAGCUUAUGGGCACACAGGGGUUCUCUUGACAAGCCAGUCUUAUAACUCUCAACCUGUCAUUUCCAGUACAAAGCAGGAGAGUCUUGGAUGUGACAAAUCUGAAGCCCCAUAUCACACCACAUCACAGGGUGGCGUUGUAAAGAUGUACCAACAUCCAGUUAGUUCUCCCCAAGUCUUGAUGUACAACCAAGCUGUAAUACAGCAACAGCAGGCCAAGAGAGGACCGGGGUCUGAACCUCUGCCCAAAAAGAUGGACAUUGGCAAAACUGUUCAGCAGUCUAACCUAAGUCCAAUCAUGAGUCCACACCACCAAUCACUACCUGGAACCCGCAUGAGCCCCAGCCCUAGCAUCCCAACUGAUAGGUCAGCUCUACACCUAAAGCAAGAACCUCAGUCCCCACGGACAGCUGUACACUCCCCUUCACACUUUGUCAAAGCGUGUCCUCCAAGCAGUUCUCCUAGAGGAACUUCUGUCGUUCUGGGUCAUGGCAUGACACCAAUGUCUACAUAUCAUUCUAGUAUGCAUCACCCACACUCAGAACAGUCUUCUGUGAUAAUUCAACCUCACAGUGUCACUCAGGCAAUGGCUCACGAAGCCAGGAUGAACACCCCACCAAUGUCUGGGAUAAACUAUGGAAGGAGAGGUGAUUCCCUGUCUUCAUCACACCCGGGACCUCCACAGCGCUCAAACACACCGCAGCCUAAUAUCAUCCGAGAUUUGGUACUUCAGUCUCAUUCUAGUCCCAAUAGGUCAGUAUCGGGUGGUGGUGGCGGCAGCAGUGUAAGUGAAGAAGACCCCAGACACUUUAACCAAGCUCUUAGUAGAUCUUCCGUGCCCCAGCUCCAAUCUGAUGUUAUGAUGAUUCACAGUGAUCACCGAGGGCUCCACCCAAGCAUACGCAUGGACCAGUACAGAGACAUGCACCAGCGCAUCCUUAUGCACCAGCAACUGGGAGAGCAGGCGGCUGUAGAAGCAAGACAGUCACGCACCUCAGAGACUGGAACGUCUUUAAGCAACAUCUCUGGGCCUUCAAAGGGUCCUAUAGUGGGAAAGAGCAUUGACCUUUCUGCAAAAGAAUCUGUCAAACCACCAGAAGGAAAUCUGAUACAUCCACCCUCCAAUGAAAGUAGAAUCAGGGGAGUCCAUGCAUCUUCUCCUGUCCUGGUGUCAUCUCACCCACAUGGGGUUCAGCUGAUACAUCAAGGAGGUGUGGGCUCCUUUCCAGCAUAUCGGGAAAUGCGAGGAUAUCCAUCCCAGUUUUCAGGACAUCUUUCAUCAGGACACAACCUGGCUAACCAAGGCAUUGCAUCAUCACAGGUCCUGCCAGAGCCUGAGUUGAGUUACAGGGGUAAAAUGUCUCAGUCACACGUGGGAGGAAGUGAUUCCAACUCUGAAGGUUCCCAUCUUCGCCAUGCUACCUCUACAGAUCUUUCACACAUUUCUAGAGUAUCACAGGAUACGGUCUCCCCCUCAUACCAGUCUCCAAUGGCGUCUCCUAUGAGUCUUACUCAUAAGCCAGAUCUAUCUCUACAGAAAGGCCCUCCAGCCUUCCUGUCAUCCCCUUCGCAAGCAGUAACCCCAUCAAGUUCUCUGCAUCCUAGGCCGGAUGCUAACCUGGAACAUUCGGGACAUCGUUCCGUUGACAUGGUGCAGCUUUUGACGAAAUAUCCUAUUGUAUGGCAAGGCCUUUUGGCAUUGAAGAACGACCAGGCUGCUGUCCAGUUGCACUUUGUUUCUGGCAACACCAUACUGGCCCAGCGCUCCCUGCCGCCCACAGAAGGAGGUCCUCUUCUCCGUAUUGUCCAGAGGAUGAGGCUUGAGGCUUCCCAGUUGGAUAGUGUGGCACGCAGAAUGACUACUUAUCAUUCAUGGCAGGUGAAGAAUGACUACUGUUUGCUCCUGGCACUACCCUGUGGUCGAGACCAAGAAGAUGUCCUUGGUCAAACCCAAGCUUUGAAAAGUGGCUUUAUCACGUACCUACAAGCCAAACAGGCAGCUGGCAUUAUCAACGUGCCCAACCCUGGCUCUAAUCAGCCAGCUUAUGUGGUGCAGAUUUUCCCGCCAUGUGAGUUCUCAGAGAGCCACCUCUCGCGCCUGGCCCCAGACCUUCUCAACAGCAUCUCCAGCAUUUCCCCUCACCUCAUGAUUGUCAUUGCUUCUGUUUAAUUACCUCCAUUCUUUCCUGAACAAAGCCAACACCAGCCCUCUUUGACUUGUCCAGUUUUAUAAACUGGAAUUGCCUCAUAUUUGAGUUUUGACUUUUGUUUUUCUCCUUCACUUCACCAAGUCCUUAAGUCACUCAAUGACAUCGAAUUCCAAAAACUAUACCUUUUACAACGAGGAUCUAAAGGGUCAAACGGGGAUUUUUGAUGAUAAUUUCAGAUUUUUCAUUUCAUUGUUGCCAUUUUUGGAGGUGUUGUCCAUAGCCUUUUCUAAUUCAUAGCACCCAUAAAGCUAUGGAUUGAGACCUUCCUAUGGGAUAUUUUUUACCUUCAUAAAAGUGAUUGUGAAUUUUUAUUUUUUUUAUUUUUUAAAGACAAACGAUUUGAGAAGUCAUUGCACUAUGUUAAUGAAAAAGUUGUGAACUCUGUACAGAUUUGAGUAUAAAAUGAUACAUGUUAUGGAAUUACUCUCAUGAUCAGCCACGCUUGUGCAAGAUAAAAGAAAAUCAUUGGCUGGAAAAUGAUAAAGAAUCAUUUCAGCCUGAUCAAUCAUACUGCUUUCGCUCCUUCACCAUCAGCCAACUUCUACGUCAUUUCCGGACUCAACUCUCCAUCCCAAAGUGUUCCCUGCCCCAGGAACUCAUGAGGGGACGUUUAGAGUUGUACAGUUCACACUCAAUGCCUCAACAGGGGACUAUAUAAAGAAUAUUUAAUUUGUUUAUUUUUGUUUGCAUCUUAAAGCCGAAGGGUAUUGUGGACAAUUGUGAAACUGUAAAUAUUAUAAAUAUUUAAAGACUGAAGCAAUGUGGAGAGACCAAGUGAAUUAUUUUACAAGAAAGAUCAUACAAUGUUUUCUUUCUUUCUUUCUUUCUUUUUUUCAGUGGGCAUGGGCAAGAAGGGGAAUGGUGGGAAGGAUCUGUUCAGGAUCCAGGAGUGAUAUUGAAGAAAAAAAAAAUAUUUUUAAAAUUGAUUCUGUGCCAAAAUGUCUUUUGCAAAUGCUCUACACACGCAAUGUAAACAAAAAUUGACCAGAACCUAUUUUCAUAUGUGACUUUGUAUUUUGUCCCGUCAGAGGGCAGACUUAAUUCCCUUUUUUUGUAUUGGUCAUCAACCCAACUCUGUUACUACAGUGAUUUUACAUUAUGAAGUUGUAUCCUCAUUUUGAAGGAAACCUUGUGUUGUAAGGGUUGCUUUCUUUCAUUUGUAUUCCUGUUCUCCUUCUCCCUGAUGUGGUCCUUUACUGCCCCCUGCUGUCUGAAAAUCAUCCUCACAUAUUAAGCACUGCAUCCUGAGGUCAUUUAAGCCAUGACUUCGUGACAGAUGUGCUAUAGCAUGCUUUAUUUUCAAAUCUUAAAGGGUAAACAGAAAUCAUAAAGAAUGUGACUUGAACUUGACAUCAUGCCGCUAAUGGAUGUGUUAUCAUCUGUCUUCAUUGCUCCCCUUGAGUGUCUCCUUGAGCCAAGCUGUAAAUAGUAAUGUCCUUAAUCUGUGCUCUUAUGUAUUUUCACCUUCAUAAUUGUCUUUAUUCAGGGUCCUUAUUUUUGUUUUGUGCAACAAAACAAAGCAGUCUGAAAGAGACGGGAGAUAAGGUGUGUGAAACCGAUGCUGAAAGUAAAACCAGGCUUGUCAGUUUUGUGGUGUAAAGAUUUCUAUGACUGCAAGCUAAAUACUCUCAUUGUUAUGUUGAAGGCACUUAUAAUUUUUGAUAAACAAAUGAGAAAAAAAACUUUAAACAGUGAUUAAUAGGAAAACUGUCUUUUGAUCAAUCUUCAUUUUGAGUGUAUUUUGCUGUUCCUCUAUGAGGACAUUUUAAACUGUAAAAUAAAUGGUUGUUUAACUUA